Messenger RNA from Nematocida minor, 1599 nucleotides. RefSeq lists its product as uncharacterized. Lineage: Eukaryota; Fungi; Microsporidia. The coding region runs from base 1 to 1599 and encodes 532 amino acids. The record is from RefSeq and is a predicted model, not a curated record. Gene Ontology annotation, cellular component: membrane coat. Gene Ontology annotation, biological process: intracellular protein transport; vesicle-mediated transport. The transcript has a single exon.
AUGUACACGCUGACAAAAACUUUUAUUGCCUCAACAUCGGUGCCGCAAAAAAACACUUUCUCUGAGAUAAAGGAAAAGCUUGCCACAGGAGAGAAAGAUCUCAUAAUGGAUGCCUUUCACUCGGUCUCAGCAAGAGGUCUGCAGGACAGAGAGAAAGCGCAGAUAUUCCCACACGUGCUAAGCCUCAUAGGCCACGACUCCAUCGAGGUCAAGUGUGCUGCAUACUCUUUUGUUCUUCGCACUGUAAAAGGCGACCCGUCUCUUCUGGUUCUCGCAGUAAACACAGUUAUGCAGGAAAUAAAAGAAGAUUUUGCGCAGACAACUCCCUCGAGUGCUCUGAAGGUGUCUCUUGCUUUUGAUUUUGUUUCAAAGAUCUCCGAUGCUGACUUUCUGAACCAUUUUGCCCACAGGAUAGAAAAGAGCUACACUGCGCGCUCAGAUAUUGUCAGAAAGUCUGCUCUACUGGCUGCCCCUGCUCUGUUCAAAGCGUUCAAGGAAACAAAAAUUGAAAGCAUCAAAGAGUCUCUUCACGAGCCGAGUCCUGUUGUCCUUGGCGCAGCAAUCAGUGCGAUCAUCUCCAUUGAAAAAAAUGCGAAAAACACUUUUACUGAAAGCGAGCUGGUUUUUUGCUUCAGAGUCCUCUGCAGAAACAGACAAAACAUCGAAGAGAGCUACGGCAAUUUUGCGCUUCUUUUUACUGAUCUCUGCAGAAUACUUAGAGGGUUCUCAAACGACGAGGUGAUGGAAAUGGCCGCACUUUCGAUGGAGUUUCUUCCGCUCUUUGCCCUAAAAGAGCUGUCCGAUGUGGACUCAAAAUCUUUUUCUCCGCUUGUAGCCGAGAGAAUAGCCAGUGGGUUAAUAAGCUACAUGGGAACACCGUGUAAAACAGAUGCGCUAGAAAGCAUUCUCCAUCUUCUGCGCGUGCAGAACGUAAAACUGGAAGUCGAUCCGUUUUUGAUCAACUGCGAAGACACAAAAAAAGAGAAAAUCUUUAAGCUGCACAUUCUCUCUCUUUUGGGCAGUAACGAAGGCUUUUCUGAAAUGGUUUCUCUUGUUCGAGACCGAGAGUGCGCGUUCCACGCCGUCUGUCUUCUCUUGAAAACAGGGGCUCUGGAAGACGAGCACAUACUGACGGGCUUCCAGCACAGCCCAACCUCCAUGCUGCGGGCUAUCUACACAGAGCAUCCUCUCCCCGAAAAGUUUUCUUCCGUGAUCGCGUCGAUCUUGGCAGAGAUGUCCAAUGUGUUUGAGAAGGAGGCCUUCCUCUUCCUUUCUGGAUACUAUCUGAGCAGCGUACCUGAAGAGGCCAACCGCAUUAAAAAAAUAAGAGGGUAUUCGGACCGAGCUCUGUAUGGAAAAGAAGAAGAAAAAGAAAAGUCAGAAGAGCACUUGGAAGAGUAUUUAUAUUUUCUUCUAAACAUGUACACCCGCGGCAUUAUAAGCAAAGAAGAAUGCACACAAGAAGCACAAAUGACCUUUGCAGAAGAGCCGUUCUUGUUUAGCAAGUUUGCACACCUGAUCGAUCUUCCAGACAGAAAGCAUCUGCUGGACCUGAUAGCAUACAAAAGAGUGCUGCACAAGAUCUCAAGAAUUCCCUAG